GUGAUCAGUGGGAGUGGCUCGUCGUGAGAUAGAUACCUUUUACUGAGACGUUAGCAGCCACAGGCAGGUAAUCUGUACCUGUGCAGAGAAGGUUUGGAGGAACAGAGCAGAUCUGUUUCGUCUGUUUUGCGCCAACGGGACUGCGACGUUUUAUGUUGUUUCUUUUUGCGCGUGAACUACUGGAGUCGAGAAUUUUGGACAUAUUGUGCACGAGAAGGAUUUAACAGUCUGCUGUAUUUACGAGAAAUGGAUUCCAACGGCAUUGCUGAGAAACAAUGUUUGGAGGAUGACAAGGACCUGCAGUUCCUGAGGAGUGGUGGAAAUCUUUUGAAGGUCCGCUCGGGUUCAUGGAAAAAGCCACGCUACUACAAACUCCAGGACGACUGCAAGACCCUGUGGCAUGAAUCCAAAAAGACCCUGAAGUCCAAACAGACAUUCUCUGUUGAGGACAUCGAGGAGGUGCGAACAGGUCGGCAGACGGACAGUUUGAAGAAGCACACAGAGGAGUCUGUGGAGGGUCGAGCGUUCUCCAUCUUGUUUAAGAGCCAACAGAAGAGCCUGGACCUGAUCGCCAGCUCUGAGGAAGAAGCCAAGAAGUGGGUUGAUGGCUUGGAGAAAGUCAUCUCAAAUAUGAAGAACCUCACUCCGCAGAAGAAAACGGAGCACUGGAUCUACAGCUGUAUGCGUAAAGCAGAUCAAAACUUUGAUAACAAGAUCAGUCAGAAAGAGCUGAAGAGCUUUCUACGAGACAUCAACAUUGAGGUGGAUGAAGACUAUGCUGCAAUGCUCUUUCAGAAAUGUGACAAAUCACAGUGCGGAUUCCUAGAGGGCGAGGAGAUUGAGCAUUUCUAUGAAAUCCUGACCCAAAGAGAGGAGAUUGAGGUCAUCUAUGGAGCGUAUGCAAAGACAGACGGUCUUAUGAGCGCCGCUGACCUGCUGAACUUCCUGUUGAACGAACAGAGAGAGGACGCGUCUCCGAAUGAUGCCCUUCAGCUUAUUGAGAAAUAUGAGCUUGAUGAAAAUGCCAAAGCCCAACAGCAAAUGACAAAAGAUGGCUUCCUGAUGUACUUGCAACAGCCAGAGGGGCUGAUCUUUAACCCGGCUCAUAAAAGUGUUUACCAGGACAUGAACCAGCCUCUCAACCAUUACUUCAUCUCCUCCUCUCACAACACAUACCUGCUGGAGGACCAGCUCAAAGGACCCAGCAGCACCGAGGCGUACAUAAAAGCGCUUCUCAAGGGCUGCCGCUGUGUGGAGUUGGACUGCUGGGAUGGAUCAGAUGGAGAGCCGGUCAUUUAUCAUGGAUACACUCUCACCUCCAAGAUCCUCUUCAAAGAUGUGAUCAAAGCCAUUAAAGAAUAUGCUUUUAAGACGUCCGAGUAUCCUGUGAUCCUGUCUUUGGAGAACCACUGCAGUGUGGAGCAGCAGAAGAUCAUGGCUCAGCACUUGAUCUCCAUCCUGGAUAGUGCUCUGGUCACCAAACCCCUCAGAGAUCAGAUGCCCACGUGCCUCCCUUCCCCAGAGGAGCUCAAAGGCCGGUUCAUAGUCAAAGGGAAAAGACUAGACAAACUUGAGGACAUGUUUUCAGAGGAGUCCAAAACAGCAGAGGAAGACAGUGUAACAGAGGAAGAAGAUGAUGAAGGGGACCAAGAAGACCAGGAAAAGAAGUCUACUAAAACAAAGUCGCUGAAGUUGGCGAAGGAGCUGUCUGAUAUGGUGAUCUACUGCAAAAGUGUCCACUUCCGAGGGUUUGAGGAUUCCCGGGACAAGCAGUCCUUUUAUGAGAUGGCCUCCUUCAAAGAGGGAGAAGCUGUGAAUCUGGCGGAGGAAUCAGCAAACGAUUAUAUCCAUCACAACACAGACAAACUCAGCCGGAUUUAUCCAGCAGGACUGAGGACGGACUCCUCAAACUAUAACCCUGUGCCUCUGUGGAACGCAGGCUGUCAGAUAGUGGCCCUUAACUUCCAGACCCCCUGCCCAGAGAUGGAUCUGAAUCAGGGGCUCUUUCUCCAAAAUGGACGGAGUGGUUAUAUCCUCAAGCCUUCUUUCCUACGAGACCAAGACACUAAGUUUGACCCCAUCACUCUCCCCGAGGGACCGUGGUUAAAGAAUAAGUCUCUUCAUCUGAUGGUGAUCUCAGCCCAGCAGUUACCCAAAGUGAGUAAAAGGAAGUCCUCUAUUGUUGAUCCCAUUGUGAAAGUGCAGAUCUACGGUGUGCCAGCUGAUACGACUGUGGUGGAAACGCAGUACAUUCAGAAUAACGGCUUCAACCCCAUGUGGAAUGAGAACUUCCAGUUUAAUGUGCGAGUGCCAGAUCUAGCCCUCGUGCGCUUUUUGAUUGAGGACUACGACUCCACUUCCAACAAUGAAUUCAUUGGCCAGUAUACACUUCCCUUCAACAGCCUAAAGAACGGAUAUCACCAUGUGCCACUGCUCACUGAGAAAGGAGACCACCUUUCCUCCGCUGGGCUUUUCGUUCAUAUCAUGGUUGUGGAUGCUGAAUAACAUGAUGGUGUCUGAGAUGAUCUUAUGUGGCUUUAUUCAACAGCGCAGACAUCUCAAAAGGUCGGCAAAAAAUGAGGCAGCUUGAUUCUUAUGGGUAAAUGAGAAAUCGUGGGAAUAGAGCAACUUUUCUAAAGGUGCGAAAUGAUGGUCUCACAUAACAAUAACGCUUUUGUACUUUUUACAAUUUGUAACAACAUUUAUAUUUUUUAGUAUGCCAAAUAAAUGAUUUAAUAUUGAGUGUCAGCCUUUAGUCUUAGUUAAACUGAGCACUGUUUUUAGUAGAUUUUAGCAGAGGAAUAAUUUGAUUGGGAUUACAAAUAAGACCACUCCAUCCUCUGGGUAGUUUCUCUAGAUAAUGUUUUAAGCCUGCAUUAGAGGUUGUAUUUUUGUCUUAUGUAGUUCCUUAUAACAUCUGAUUAAUGUUUUUAUUAAAUGAGGUAAUCAAUUGUCGUAUUUUUGGCUGAUACUAAUAAAAUCAGUGAUUCCGAUAAAACAUUACCAACUGUAUGCAUCCAUGUAAAGGUGAAAUAAAUGUAAGUUAUUCAAAACUGUAGUGCUCAAGUACUUUUUGUUCGGUAAUUGCUUCAACCAGGCAUGGAGAAACUGUGAUACAACAUAAUAUUAUUGUAAUAAUCAUCAGGAUCAGUCCUGUUAGAUCUGGCAGUUUAGACCUCUACAAAGCUUUAUUAGCGUGGACAUCCAGGCCACAUGAAAGCAGAACCACCACCACAUUACUUUGGUAACAUCACUGAACUUCCUAUUUGGCAGCAGCUGAAUUGAGAAUUUGAAAGAGUAUCACUUCAUAUUAUGAAUAUGUCCAACCUUUUAAACCAUGUUAUGAUAAAGCACAUUAAAUAUUUAAGACUAUGCACUUUUUGAUCUUGUGAUUCCUUUGUAUGGGUGGUCUGUCGUUCUUUUAAUCGUCACGCUGAAGAAUGUGAUCAUCAGGAUUUACAAACUUGUAGAGUUCAUACAGCUCUCCAUUAAAUCAAAAGAAAACACCACAUACGAAAGACAUUCAUAAUUCAACCCCAAUGUACUGAAAUCGUAAAGCUUUUUUGUUACUGGCAUUUACACUUAUUUUCUAAUGAAGAAAUUACAAGGUUUUAAGGUGACAAACUUGUUUACAAUAAUAAAACCCAAUUACUAAGCAAACUAAAGCUAAACUAAAAUCUCUCAACCAUUUAAGAUAUGCUAAAUUACCUAUUUGCUUAGGCAAAAUGGUAAGACCUGAGGAUAAUUAACCUUUAGCACACUGCAAUAUAAAAGAAGUCAAAUAGAAGUCAUGGUGUUGUUUUUUUAAAAAGGUGCUUUAAUAGAACACGUCAGAGUCCGGAAGAAAACUUACGACAACCAUGAAUCAAUUCAGCUUGAAAUCUAGUCCAAACAUCAGCACUGUACAGCCUUUCCAAACUGAUUUCAAACCCCCGAGUCAAUCCGUGGCCCAUUUAAAGUGUCUUGUAUGGCUUACUGAAAAACAUAUCAAAGAAAAUAAGGCAUCAUUUAACUGGAUGUAACCACUUGAGAUAU
Molecule: messenger RNA, 4035 nt
Organism: Carassius auratus (goldfish)
Lineage: Eukaryota; Metazoa; Chordata; Actinopteri; Cypriniformes; Cyprinidae
Product: 1-phosphatidylinositol 4,5-bisphosphate phosphodiesterase delta-1-like
Exons: 15
Coding region: 247-2505 (752 amino acids)
Biological process (GO): intracellular signal transduction; lipid metabolic process
Cellular component (GO): plasma membrane
Molecular function (GO): phosphatidylinositol-4,5-bisphosphate phospholipase C activity; calcium ion binding
Source: RefSeq, a predicted model, not a curated record